AUGGAACACAUGGCUCACAUGAAGUCAGUCGGCGGCAAUGAAGAUGACACCCGCAAGUCGUUCAAGAAAUCCAAGGCUCAAGACACCAUUAAACGGCCUUCUAACCUCUCAAAGGUCACUGUCGGAGACAUUCGGUGUCAUCUAGGACUCGAUGGCCCUGAAGGUGAUCAAGAGUGGAAUCGCAUCCGGAGUACACUUCGACGUUGCCUCACAGCUGGAAAAAUUGAGUGGUCUAAGGGGUGGAGAGACCAAAAGCUCCACCGACUUAUUCGUAUUUAUGACGCGGUUGAUGAGGCGUGUCCUGCUAUGCGACAGUUUGAAAACCAAUGGGCCACGCAAUUCCUGGCGAAGGAAUACUUCGCGUCUCACAAGACUUACGGGAGCUGCGCUUUCAACCCCGACACUUGCCGUGGACGGCAUCGAUGCAAGCACCGCGUCGUGUUGCAGUCGCCACCCUCUGGCACAUCACGGUCUCAAACUCCAGUUGCAGGCUCUAGUGGAAUGACAGGGCAGACUCGUAGGGACAACAGCGGUGAGCAGGACAUUGACAUGGCUGCUAUCCCACAAGAUCUGCCACUGCUGACUGACUGCGAGGAUGAGGAGGGGAGUGAAGGUGAGGAGAGGCGGGACGUUAUCGGAAAGGGAAAGGGAAAGGCGGUAGAGCAACCUACCCGUGGCCGCGGACGGGGCCGUGGUCGUCGUCAUUAA
This is a messenger RNA of Marasmius oreades (fairy-ring Marasmius), 708 nucleotides long. RefSeq lists its product as uncharacterized. Bases 1 to 708 code for a protein of 235 amino acids. The transcript is spliced from 3 exons. Lineage: Eukaryota; Fungi; Basidiomycota; Agaricomycetes; Agaricales; Marasmiaceae. The record is from RefSeq and is a predicted model, not a curated record.